AUGUGUUUCAAUUUAUGCGGAUCGAAUAGCCAUGAUGAGCUCUUACCUAGAUACGUCUCUGCUAUGGUGCCAGUGAAAUCAGUGAGAGAGCAUGACGCUCAGAUGGAUGUAGCCGUGUUAUUUUCUGAGGUUCGUGAACGUGCGCUAGCAGAGUGCUUAAUAACGAAAGACCAAAUUGAUUCGUUCGAUCCUAUCGUCAUGAUCUGUAUUCCGAGGCUGGCGAUCGUAUGGGGCCUUAUUUAUUACCCUGAAGGUGCACUCAAUGUCGACGGUCCUCAAGAGAAUAUGUCUGAAAUGUUUCGUCCAUACUACGGCCUGCUUAACAAAAUUCGAAAUCUGCUGCUGGUUCUUACACCGCAUGAGCUGCUGAAGGUUCCUGCUUUACUUAUUCUGUUAAAGGUGCAAAUUGAACGAUCUCAAGAGCACUACACUGUGAAGGGCUGUGAUAUUAGCAAACAAACACUUUUUACCCCAGCGCUCACUUUUGUAACAGAUGCGUUCAAGAAAUAA
Cooperia oncophora is the source of this 510-nucleotide messenger RNA. The record is from the annotation of a GenBank genome assembly. Lineage: Eukaryota; Metazoa; Nematoda; Chromadorea; Rhabditida; Trichostrongylidae.